AUGGAAAUCAUUACGGAGAGGUUCUACUUGAACCUUUUCCGUUCAUUAACUCCUGUGUCAAGCCCGAUCAUCCCCACUGAUGAAGCUCCACCACGGAUUCUCCCUUCGGAAGUACGAGUCGCUAUCAAGAGCAUGAAGCCUGGCACAGCCCCCGGACCUGAUUUUAUAUCAGCAGACUUUCUUCGGGCUGGCGGCCAUCCGCUUCAUGUAAUCUUAACAGCGCACAUGACAUCCUAUCUUCAGAAAGAAAGGAUCCCAGACCACUGGAAGACCUCGCGAACCGUUCUUAUCCAUAAGAAAGGUGACCGAGAGGACCUUCGGAACUACCCUCCGAUAUGCUUGCUGAGCGUGUUAUACAAAGUAUUCACCAAGAUCAUCCUCACACGCAUAUCUAGGACGCUGGUUGAAGCCCAGCCUCAAGAACAAGCUGGAUUCCGCCACGGGUUCAGCUGCUUGGACCACAUCCAGACCGUGUCGAGGGUCAUAGAGGUUUGCCGGGAAUACCGCCUGCCCCAUGUUCUAACCUUCGUCGACUAUGAGAAAGCCUUUGACAACGUAGAAACGAAUGCAAUACUGUCAGCGCUGGUCGAUCAAGGUGUGGACGCGUCGUAUGUGAGGACAUUAGCCAAUUGCUACGAACGAUGCACGACUAGGAUACAGCUUUUCCACCGCCCUCUCCCCAUACCCAUUGGAAAGGGGGUACGACAAAGCGAUGCUACAUCGCCGAAACUGUUCACGGCUGCAUUGCAGUAG
Molecule: messenger RNA, 753 nt
Organism: Necator americanus (New World hookworm)
Lineage: Eukaryota; Metazoa; Nematoda; Chromadorea; Rhabditida; Ancylostomatidae
Exons: 1
Coding region: 1-753 (250 amino acids)
Source: RefSeq, a predicted model, not a curated record